AUCCAACACCAAAAUGGUGUGCAGCUGCCGUGUGAAACCUCAGUCGCAGUCCAACUCUCGCCGCUGAAAGAAGCUCGUACGACUGAAAAAUCCCUCAAAGUCCUUAGCGCCAGAAAGAGAGAAAAAAAAAAAGAUCGAUUGCCUAUCUCAUUUAACUCCCGUCGAAAAAAAAAGUGAAUUCAUUGAUCGAAGAUGAUGGACAUGUCAUCAGUUAUGCAGUCUUCACCUGGCCUACUGAUGGCUCACCACCACCAACAGCAGCAACAGCAUCACCACCAUCAGCAGCAGCAGCAAGCUGUUGCCAUGAGCAUGAUGCAGCAACAAAUGUCGCCCGGAAAUGGCAAGAGUCCCGGCGGAAGCGGCGGCCUCUCCGGUGUCCUCUCCGAUCACAUCAAGCGACCCAUGAACGCCUUCAUGGUCUGGUCGCGUCUGCAGCGCCGCAAAAUCGCCCAGGACAAUCCCAAAAUGCACAACUCGGAAAUUUCUAAACGACUCGGUGCCGAAUGGAAAUUGUUGAACGAAGACGAAAAGCGGCCGUUCAUCGACGAGGCCAAACGUCUGAGAGCUUUGCACAUGAAGGAACACCCCGAUUACAAGUACCGACCCCGUCGCAAGCCCAAGCCUAGCAUGGCCAACAAAACAGCGGCCUACUCUUUCCCCAUGCCCUACUCGAUUGGCAGCAUGAACCCGCACCAUCACGCGGCCGCAGCCGGGCUCGAUCCUCUCUCAUGGCUCUCAGCCGCCCAGCACGCCGUCCAGGCCGCCAGCGUCAACUCCACUCUGUCGUCAACCACAACGACGACCAACAGCAUGAGCGCCGCCAACUCUUCGUCGUCUUCAUCAUCAUCGUCGGCUUCGUCGGUGACUCCUUCGCUCGACUUGGACAAGAGCCGCCUCUUCGGCUUCCCUUCGCCGUACGGAUCUCACCAGCAUCACUACUACGGCAUGGCCGGACUCCCGGGAAUGCCCGGACUCGCUGGACUCGCCGGCCUGCCCAAUCUCAACGGCAACAACAACGGACACAGAAUGUCACCCGACAGCAAUUCGCCCGUCAGCCGAAUGGACGGAUUCGCCAUGAAAGGCUCUCCCUCGCCCGUCACAUCGACGUCAAGCGGCAACGGAAGCAGCAAUGGAAGCAACAACGGAUGCGUAGUCAGUACGUCGGCCGGAAUUCCGCAACAUCAUCAGCAACAACAGCAGUCGCCGGCCGCACUCUAUUCGUCUCUGAUGUACACCAAAGCUAGCGCCGCAGCCGCCGCUUCUUAUCAUCAGGCCGCUCAGGCCGCUGCUGCCGCCGCCGGAAUGCAAUAUCCCGUCGCUCCGGCCGGCUAUCCAUCGCUGGAUCAACUCGCUGGGCUUCGAAGACCCGUACCCGUUCUCUACUAAUCCAUCUUUACAAUGUUAUUU
This is a messenger RNA of Daphnia pulex (common water flea), 1407 nucleotides long. Its product is annotated as transcription factor Sox-21-like. Bases 193 to 1386 code for a protein of 397 amino acids. Gene Ontology annotation, biological process: anatomical structure morphogenesis; cell differentiation; regulation of DNA-templated transcription. The transcript is spliced from 2 exons. Gene Ontology annotation, molecular function: DNA-binding transcription factor activity, RNA polymerase II-specific; RNA polymerase II cis-regulatory region sequence-specific DNA binding. The record is from RefSeq and is a predicted model, not a curated record. NCBI's taxonomy places the organism in Eukaryota, Metazoa, Arthropoda, Branchiopoda, Diplostraca, Daphniidae.